Messenger RNA from Paramuricea clavata, 2186 nucleotides. The record is from the annotation of a GenBank genome assembly. Lineage: Eukaryota; Metazoa; Cnidaria; Anthozoa; Malacalcyonacea; Plexauridae.
AUGGCACUUUUUGUAUUUUACGAAGGGAAAAUACUUGUGUUAGAGGUGUAUAGAAACUUUGCUUAGUGGCACCCUUCCACCCUCGAAAUCGCAGGAAAUGCCAUUUCCGAGGUUCUAGAUUUCAAAUUUUCUCGGGGGGGCAUGCCCCCGAACCCCUCUAGGAAGGUCGCACCUGCGGUGCGAGGGGUCCGCCUUCGGCGGGACGAUUUUUUUCAGCCAGCUACGCCACUGAAUGUCAGAUCAAACCAUCAAACAAAACUGAACUAAGAUUUAUGAGGACGACAUUUACCUAAAUGUGCAUAUGAAGUGGAUAUUUUUAUUUUCCAAUAUUUAUAUUUUACAAGGUUCCUGACGUUGAGGACAAGGUUCCUGACGCUGAGGACAAGGUUCUUGACGCUGAGGACAAGGUUCCUGACACUGAGGACAAGGUUCCUGACGUUGAGGACAAGGUUCCUGACGCUGAGUACAAGGUUCCAGACGCUGAGGACAAGGUUCCUGACUUUGAGGACAAGGUUCUUGACGCUGAGGACAAGAUCCCUGACGUUGAGGACAAGGUUCCUGACGUCGAGGACAAGGUUUCUGACGCUGAGGACAAGGUUCCUGACGCUGAGGACAAGGUUCUUGACGCUCACGACAAGAUUCCUGACGUUGAGGACAAGGUUCCUGACGUCGUGGACAAGGUUCCUGACGCUGAGGACAAGGUUUCUGACGUUGAGGACAAGGUUCCUGACGCUGAGGACAAGGUACCUGACGUCGAGGUCAAGGUUCCUGAUGCUAAGGACAAGGUUGUUGCCGCUGAUGAAAAGGUUUUUGACGCUGAGAACAAGGUUCCUGACGCUGACGACAAGGUUCCUGACGCCGAUGACAAGCUUCUUGACGCUGAGGAGAAGGUUCCUGACGCGGAGUACAAGGUUCCAGACGCUGGAGACAAGGUUCCUGACGUUGAGGACAAGGUUCCUGACGCUGAGGACAAGGUUCUUGACGCUGAGGACAAGGUUCCUGACACUGAGGACAAGGUUCCUGACGCUGAUGACAAGGCUCCUGACGUUGAGGACAAGGUUCCUGACGCUGAGUACAAGGUUCCAGACGCUGAAGACAUGGUUCCUGACUUUGAGGACAACGUUCUUCACGCCGAGGACAAGGUCCCUGACGUUGAGGACAAGGUUCCUGACGUCGAGGACAAGGUUCCUGACUCUAAAGGACAAGAUUCCUCACGUUGAGGACAAGGUUCCUGACGUCGAGGACAAGGUUCCUGACGCUGAAGACAAGGUUCUUGACGCUGAGGACAAGGUACCUGACGCUGAGGACAAGGUUCCUGAUGCUGAGGACAAGGUUGUUGACGCUGAUGAAAAGGUUCCUGACGUUGAGGACAAGGUUCCUGACGCUGAGGACAAGGUUUUGACGCUGAGAAGAAGGUUGCUGACGCUGAGGACAAGGUUCCUGACGCCAAUGACAAGGUUUGUGACGCUGAGGACAAGGUUCUUGACCCUGAGGACAAGGUUCCUGAUGCUGAGGAGAAGGUUCCUGACGCUGAGGACAAGGCUCCUGACGUUGAGGACAAGGUUUCUGACGCUGAGUACAAGGUUCCAGACGCUGAGGACAUGGUUCCUGACUUUGAGGACAACGUUCUUGACGCUGAAGACAAGAUCCUUGACGUUGAGCACAAGGUUCCUGACGUCGAGAACAAGGUUCCUGACGCUGAGGACAAGGUUCCUGACGUUGAGGACAAGGUUCUUGACGCUCAGGACAAGAUUCCUGACGUUGAGGACAAGGUUCCUGACGUCGAGGACAAGGUUCCUGACGCUGAGGACAAGGUUACUGACGUUGAGGACAAGGUUCCUGACGCUGAGGACAAGGUUCUUGACGCUGAGGACAAGGUCGUUGACGCUGAUAAAAAGGUUCCUGACGUUGAGGACAAGGUUCCUGACGUUGAGGAAAAGGUUCCUGACGAUGAGGACAAGGUUCCUGACGUCGAGGUCAAGGUUCCUGACGUUGAGGAGAAGGUUCCUGACGCUGAGGACAAGGUUUUUGACGCUGAGAACAAGGUUCCUGACGCUGAGAACAAGGUUCCUGACGCCGAUGACAAGGUUCGUGACGCUGAGGACAAGGUUCUUGACGCUGAGGAGAAGGUUCCUGACGCGGAGUACAAGGUUCCUGACGCUGGGGACAAGGUUCCUGGACGUUGA